AAAAUUAAAAUUACUAACUUCUGCAGGAGCAGCUUUGGGUCUUAGGUUUUCUUGUGGUUGGUGAAAUCGCCACAGAGCCCUGCCUAGUGAUGUAAAUAAACAUCAACAGUCUGUGCAACUUGCAAAUUUGUUGCCAACUUCCUUGAGAAAAGGGAGCUCAGUACUUACAUCCUCCUGAAACUUUCAUCUUUUAGCUCAUCAAGGCCAAAAGGGCAUAUUGCAAAUUUUUAAAGUGUUUCCAGGGUAAAAAAAAAAAAAAAAAAAAAAAAAAAAAAAGAAUUCCACAAAGAAAAAUAAAUAAAUAAAACGAUUCCCAAAUAACCAGAUAAAUAUUUAGCUGUGGAUUUACAGCACAAGAGUGUCUCGACUCUUCUGUAUGCACUCGGUCAGAGUUCUCCAUGUCACAGAUACUCCACAGCCACCAGCCCUUAAUCCCCCGUGUAUCCCACGGACCUCCCCACUCGUGGCCAAGCAGUUCAUUCUCCCCUCUGUCUACAUUCUCCCUCGGUGGUUUCGUCCACUCUUGGACGUCCACUGUGUCAGCUCUUGUCAUUGAAUACCAGACUUGAAUAUCUAGUCGCUGGAAAUCCCCACUUGAUGUCCCCACUUGAUACUUCAACCUUGAACCUUGACAUGUCCGAGAGUGAACUCCUGAUCUCCCCGCCGCCAAACCCUGCCCCAUCUUCACACUGCCGUCUCCAUCUCAGCUGAUGGCAACGUCAUAUGUCUGGGUGCUCUGGACAAAAAUCUUGGCAUCAUCCGAGCCUUCCUCUCUCCCCACCUGUAUCCGACUGAAAAUCAUGGCGGCACUACCUUCAAUAUAAAAUCCGGAAACUGAUUCCAUCUCACCAUUCCCCCUGCUUACCACCCCCGUGCUACAAUUUUAUUCAGUAUGUUUACUGUUGUGGGCUCUCUCCUCCCACGAGGCUGGAAGCCUCUGAGGGGUCUUUGCUAGUUUGACUCACUGCUCUGUCCCAAAUACCUAGAACAGUGCCGGGUACAUAGUAGGUGCUCAAUAAACACCGGCUCAGUAGGCAAAUGCAUGGAGGAACUGGUAAAUUACACCUCGGUGUGAAUGGCACAGCGUGUGAGUUACACACAGCAUCCAAACUCGAAAGUCAUCGUGUCCUCGGUUGAGGAAAGUCGUGCUCAGGGACAUCAAGCGAUUGCUCAAGGUCACCCAGCCAAGAAUGGUUCACAAGCUGCGAACCGCUGUGUGAGUGGGGAUCAUACGGGUCUCCUGAGUCAGCUGUGGCCAGCUGGACUGGCAGGUGCCCAUAAAUCCACGAGUACAGGAUGCGAUCCCUUCUUUCCGUGGGGUUCCAGAGGGCGGCGGGACUCAGUCUGCUUGCUUCCCACCGUAUCCCUCCCCCGCUGAAACUCCGUGUGGGCAUUUGGGAGGCAGGCCUGCUGUGUGGCUGGGACUGUGGCCUUUCGGGUCAGCACAGACUGAGGGCUCCCAGGACAGGCUGUUCGCUUCCGAGCCUGGCUUCCUCAUCUACCGACUGGGAGCCAAACAUGUAGCAGAAUCAAGGAGACAGAGGCCCGGCCUCUGGAAUCAGACUGUGCCGGGCUGAAUCCCCUCUCUACUCCAGCCCCCUGUGCGACUGUGGAUGAGUGAUCAGUCCCUCCGCGCCCCGUUUUCUGAGCAAAUGUAGAUGACGAGGCUCUUACUCCCACAGGGCUGCUGGGAACAUUAAAUGAAAAAGUACGUCAAUGUCCAACUCUCCGAAUGGUGUCUGGCUUAGAAAUCAUCUCAUCAAUGUCAGCUGCUUUAUUACUGUUGUUUUGCUGCUGGUAAUUUGCAAGCCCGGCUUCUCGUGCUGGAAACCUCCCACCGUUGUCCCUACCCCGUCCACCCCACUGGUCUGGGACCCAAUGGACGGACAUCCCCGCUCUCUGCACCUCUUGCUAGCACUUCCUGAUUCUUUCUUAGGUCCUCGCCCACUGUCUCCAUGUCUGCAUCGCCUCUGGACGGUGAGCACCUUCAGGCUGGGGGCUGGGUCCUUUCCCUGGCAAGGUGCUGGCACAGAGCGGGUGCUCUUUGAUGUCCGCCCAAGAGCGAACGAUAAUAAUCUGGUUGUUAAUAAGGCCGAGUGCUUCCUCUAGACCAGGUGACCGUGCCAAGCUCGCCAUAGACCCUGUCCCUGGUCCUCACCACGGUUACACGAGAGGGAUACGACUAGCUUUGCCUUUCGAAAAGGGAACUAAAAGUUAGCCGGUCUCAGUGGCUCACUCCAAGUGGCUGCGCUCGGAAUUGGACUCGGCGUUCAAAGCCCUAGUCUUUUCCUGCGUCCCAAGGGGCCGCAAACUUCUCCCCAAAGGGAACAGACGGCAGCUAUCUCCCGUUCUGCAAGCCGCAGCCUCGGCCGAUAGGUCGCCGCGGAUGGCGUCCCGGACCCUCCUGGAGCUCCUGUCCCUGAACCGGAGCCAGCCCCCGCCCACAAACGCCACGUCCUGUGACGACGCUCGGGAGGCCUGGGACCUGCUGCACGGACUGCUGCCGAAAUUCAUCCUCGCCAUCUGCGCCUGCGGCCUGCUGGGAAACCUGCUUGUGUUGUCCGUCUUCCUCCUGCCCCGGCGGCGCCUGAACGUGGCGCAAAUCUACCUGGCCAACCUGGCCGCCUCCGACCUGGUGUUCGUCCUGGGCCUGCCCUUCUGGGCGGAGAACAUCUCGAACCGGUUCCGCUGGCCUUUCGGAGCCCUCCUCUGCCGCGUCGUCAACGGGGUCAUCAAGGCCAACUUAUUCACCAGCAUCUUCCUGGUGGUGGCCAUCAGCCAGGACCGUUAUCGGGUACUGGUGCACCCCAUGGCCAGCCGGAGGCGGGGGCGCAGGCGGCGGGCGCGGGCCACCUGCGCGCUCAUCUGGAUGGCGGGGGGCCUCCUGAGCGUCCCCACGUUCCUGUUCCGCUCCCUCGCCGCCGUCCCAGAACUGAGCGACACCUGUGCCUGCGUGCUACUGCACCCGCCCGGGGCCUGGCACGUCGCGCGGAUGGUGGAGUUGAACGUGCUGGGCUUCCUCCUGCCGCUGCUGGCCAUCGUCUUCUACAACGGCCAGAUCCUGGCCUCCCUGCGAGGGCGCGCGGAGGUGGGCGGCACGCGGAGCGGGGGCUCCACGGAUGGCAAGACCACGGGGCUCCUCCUCACGCUCGUGGCUGCCUUCCUGGUGUGCUGGACCCCCUACCACUUCUUUGCCUUCCUGGACUUCCUGUUCCAGGUGCAGGCCGUCCGCGGCUGCUUCUGGGAGAAGUUCAUAGACCUGGGCCUGCAGUACGCCAACUUCUUCGCCUUCACCAACAGCUGCCUGAACCCGGUGAUUUACGUCUUCGUGGGCCGGCUCUUCAAGACCAAGGUGCGGGAGCUUUGUAAACAGUGCGUCCCUAGGAGCCUUUGUCCCGUGUGCCCGGCCCAGCGGAAAGACAUCCUCCAACUUUUCUGGCAGAAGUAAACCGGCGGGGAGUCACGAAGCUUGGCUUCCGGAUCCGCGAUUUCGGACAUGGGGAAGUCCUGUUGUGGUCGGCUGGGACAGCGAGCCCCCCGAAUGGCCAGGACCCAGUCCCUGGGGACCGUGGGUGUGAUUAGGGUGGGAGGACUGUGCACGGGUGAUGGAACCAUGGAUCUCGAGAGGGGGAGAUUAUAGGGGACGGUCUGGGUGGGCCCGACGGAGCCACAAAGGUCCUUGUAAAAGGGCAGCGGCAGUGUCAGGGUCAGAGAAAGCCACGUGACAGCAGGAUCAGAGGCUGGAGUGUCGUGAGGAGCCCCGAGCCGUUGCUGGCACCCGCUGAAGGCCGGAGAAGGGAGAGGAGACGCGUUCUCCCCUCAAGCUUCCAGAAGGCGCCAGCCCUGUAGACACCCGACUUUAGCCCGAGGAGACGGACUUCGGAUGUCUGGCUUCCGGAUCCAUAAGGCAAUAAAGUCGUGUUGUUUUAAGUCAUCCAGUUGGUGGUAAUUUGCUACAGCAGCCAUAGGAAACUCAUACAAGUUUCCGGUGCGGGUCUCUUGUUACAUUUCCACUUGCCCGCCCCAAAUUUUCUCCGCUGACGGCUAGGCAUGCAGAGAUGAUACGGCUAGGGGUCCUAACCCCAAGGAACUUGCAGAAAUAAUUAGAGUAUAAAAAAAGAAAACAAGAGGGCGCCUGGGUGGCUCAGGCGGUUAAGUGU
Prionailurus viverrinus (fishing cat) is the source of this 4160-nucleotide messenger RNA. It is a transcript of the gene BDKRB1, whose product is annotated as bradykinin receptor B1. Gene Ontology annotation, biological process: neutrophil chemotaxis; response to mechanical stimulus; immune response. The transcript has 2 exons. NCBI's taxonomy places the organism in Eukaryota, Metazoa, Chordata, Mammalia, Carnivora, Felidae. Gene Ontology annotation, molecular function: bradykinin receptor activity. Gene Ontology annotation, cellular component: membrane. The record is from RefSeq and is a predicted model, not a curated record. Bases 2387 to 3448 code for a protein of 353 amino acids.